Prorocentrum cordatum is the source of this 956-nucleotide messenger RNA. Lineage: Eukaryota; Dinophyceae; Prorocentrales; Prorocentraceae. The record is from the annotation of a GenBank genome assembly.
GUGUGAUGUCCUCCAUCUCAGAUUGCAGUAGUUAUUGCUUCCACUAUCGUGAGCCGUUCGGCUGAAGAGUUUGUGGACCAGUUAGACCAGCGUGCCGUCGAUUGUACGUUCUGGUGCGCCCUCAUGGCGGGGUCGAUGCAAGCUUCGCUGGACGGCGCGGAAGCAGCGUCUCAGAAACCACCGUUCAUGGUGGCUUUUGUAUGCCUCGGAGUGCAGUUUCUGUACUUGUGCAGCUAUUCGGUUGUGCUCCCAAUAAGUAGCAGACUCACGAAGCAUAUCUUUCACGAGGACGACGAGGCAUCAGCAGAGGCUUCGGGACUCAUGGUCAAGUUCUUAUCAGGAUUGCUGAUUGGGGUGCAGCACGUUGCGUUCGGAGUUGCCAUCUACCUGGCCAGAUACAAGUUCUUGCACAGGGAACGUUGCAUCAUCACCGUCAGUAUGAUGGUUUCAAUUGUGGGAAGUAUCAUGUUUGCAGUUGGAGCGACCCUGGAUGCAGACAAAGAGUUCGCGUUUGCCGUGAUCUUGGUUGCUCGCAUGGUUCAAGGAGCAGGUGCGGCAGACGAUUCACAAUCUGAGCACGCAGCUGUCCGAGUCGGGGUGUCUCCUGGGCCUCGUCGGGUUGGAGCAUAGCGUGCGCUGUGGGCACUGGCUUCGGCCCCAUUCUGGUGGCCACAACGGCAUUUCUUCCCGGUGCCGACAGCUGGGAUGUGGGCAGACAGAGUGCUAUUCCGAUGCUUCUCCUGUGCCUCCUCGAAUUUGCGCUGUUUGUCCUGCACGUGAUGCAGUUCCCUGAAGCUGUCACCAGCGCCAAGAAGACCGCGGCGUCCGCUAGAGAGGUGGUCCCGAUGUCGCGGGCAGACCGGACGUGGAAAGUUGCUACGACCGUCUUCCUCGGCUUCGUCCGUCACUUGGUGCGCUCCGCGUGGGAGGCCAUCGUGUCUCUCGCUCUGGAGGAC